Messenger RNA from Cucurbita moschata (crookneck pumpkin), 1624 nucleotides. RefSeq names its product ACT domain-containing protein ACR10-like. NCBI's taxonomy places the organism in Eukaryota, Viridiplantae, Streptophyta, Magnoliopsida, Cucurbitales, Cucurbitaceae. The transcript is spliced from 6 exons. Bases 264 to 1502 code for a protein of 412 amino acids. The record is from RefSeq and is a predicted model, not a curated record.
AGAAGGGAAAAUAAAGGCACCAAUCCAGAAAGAAAAUCCAGUGGGAAAAAGCGCACAAGAACAGGAAAAGGGGGACGGAUGAUAUCUUCUUCGUGUAUUUCACCAGAUUUUACUUUCUUUGGACGGCAUCUCCAAUCCAUUUGCUCCACUAAACAUUGCAAGACUGCAGUUCAUCGAAGAAUUAGAACAGCUUGUUGGAUUUUCUCGCUGUUUUUGAAUGGUGAAGGGAAGGGUUGAAGGUAGAGUGUACGGAAGCUGAGACAAUGGGCAUUUUGUAUGAGGAUUCUGUGGUUAUUACUCAUGGAGAAAAGUCUGGCGAUCCUCAUGUUAUCACUGUGAAUUGUCCUGAUAAGACUGGACUUGGAUCCGAUCUGUGUAGGAUCGUUUUGCUUUUUGGUUUGAGCAUUUCAAGAGGAGAUUUCUCGACGGAUGGGAAAUGGUGUUAUAUAGUGUUCUGGGUUGUGGGAAAGCCGAGUACCAGGUGGCCUUUGUUGAAGAAGAGGCUGUUGGAAGUUUGUCCUUCCCAUUUUUCCACUACAGGGAUACGUUUUUACCAGCAAGAUAAGGAGAUUCAGAAACCUCCAGAUGUUUUCCUGUUGAAAUUUUGGUGUUCUUCUCAUCCUAAGGGCUUAUUGCAUGAUGUGUCUGAGCUCCUUUGUGAGCUAGAACUAACAAUAAGAAGGGUGAAGGUUUCGACUGCGCCGGAUGGAAAAAUGAUGGACCUCUUCUUUAUAACCGAUACAAGAGAACUUCUUCGCACGAGAAAGAGACAGGAGGAGACGAUGCACCGCUUGAAAGCCAUUUUGGCAGAUGUCCUAAUGAGUUGUGAGAUCGAAUUAGCUGGCCCGGAGUUUACUGCAUGCUCACAAGGCUCACCAUAUCUACCUUCCUCCAUUGCUGAAGAAUUGUUCAGUUUGGAGUUGCCAUUUGGACCUCCUAACCGACACCUUCCCUCGAACUCAGUUGUUGUCGAUAUGGACAAUGCCAUCAGCCGUUCUCACACCGUUCUUCAGCUUCUUUGUCUAGAUCACAAAGGUCUUGUUUAUGAUAUCAUGAGAACUUUGAAGGAUUACAGCAUUCAGGUUUCUUAUGGACGCUUCUAUAUCAAUUCAAAAGGAAAAUGUGAUGUUGAGUUAUUCACAAUGCAAUCAGAUGGCAGUAAGAUAGUCGACUCAAACAAGCAAAACGCUCUAUGUUCCCGUCUAAGAAUGGAACUCACACGCCCUCUUCGAGUCGCCGUAGUGAGCAGGGGUCCCGACACAGAGCUUCUAGUAGCCAACCCAGUGGAGUUAUCUGGCCGUGGUCGCCCCCUCGUCUUCCACGAUAUUACAUUGGCACUCAAACAUCUCAACACGAGCAUAUUUUCGGUGGAGAUAGGAAGGCACAUGAUCCACGACCGGGAGUGGGAAGUUUAUCGAAUUUUACUCGACGAAGGCGACAUCGUUUCGGUGCAACAGACCAAGAUCGAAGAGGGCGUUAGAAAUAUACUGAUGGGAUGGUAGAACUUGAAACUAAGAGUUUGUACAGUCUGGGGAGGGUGUAAAUGAGAGUUGAUGGUGUUGUUUUUAUAACGUUAAAAUUUGCCAGUUUAAGUUCUAAUCCAUAAACUCCAUUUUCUUACCUC